ACAUUAGGAGCAUCCAUGAUUAGGAGACAAGGGGGGUGUACCCCUGAUAGCCAGCCUCCACUUCUGAUUUUUUCACAAAUCACACCCUGAAGUGGAGCAUAACCCAACGGUCCUGUCCAUCAUCUCCAGGUGUAACAUUUGAGUGAUUGUGGACCAAACAAUUUUUAAUAUUACAGCUGUGGGAUUUUUAAAAUUGUUUAUUCUCUGGGCUUUUCUCUUUCUGAGACUUCCCUUCUGACGCAAUUCUCCUUACACGCAUUAAACAUCUUUGGGACCAGUGUACCAUACAAAACUAGUGUGACAACCACUGCUGCUCGUUUCCCCUCCCUGCGCACUCUGCCAGAGAACAGCAUGGGUCUUCAGGCAGACUCAGCACUCCAAUCUAUUCUCCUCUUUCCAAUCCACCUUCUGGUAUGGCUGUACUCCGUCCUGUCCUUUCUACCCUGGUACUACGUCACCGGUGCCGGGCAGAGACAAGCUUUGUCCAAGCGGAUAAAGGCCCGCUCCAUCUCAGGCCGUGCUGAGGGACCAUACCGAUCUGUGGACCAUUUCGACUGCCUGGCCAGGGAGGACUUCCCAGGCAAGGACACGCUGGAUAAGCUUUUCGAGUAUGCUGUACAGCGAUUUGGAGAAACACAUUGUCUCGGUACCCGUGAUAUUCUGAGUGAAGAGAAUGAGAUUCAACCCAGUGGUAAAGUUUUUAAAAAGCUGAUCCUUGGGGAGUAUAAAUGGCUGUCCUACAAUGAACUGGAUUCUAUAGUGAGUAAGUUUGGCAGUGGAUUGGCAGCUCUCGGACAACAGCCCAAAAGCACCAUUGCAAUCUUCUGUGAAACCAGAGCAGAGUGGAUGAUCACUGCCCAGGCGUGCUUCAGGCGUAAUUUCCCAUUGGUAACAUUCUAUGCCACACUGGGAGAGGAUGCUAUUGCAUAUGGACUGAAAGAGACUGGUGUUACACAUCUAGUCACCAGUGUGGAGCUACUUGAGACUAAACUGAAAAAUGUGCUUCCACAGAUCCCAAAACUGAAGCAUGUGAUCUACGUGGACCAGAAGAAAGCGAGCACAGAAGGCUACCCAGCAGGACUCUCCAUCCACAGCAUGGAGGCUGUACGAGAGCUGGGCGCGCUGCCUGAAAAUAUGGGGAGGGCAAUUGUGAAGCCCCAGCCUGCUGAUCUGGCUGUGGUGAUGUACACCAGUGGCUCCACAGGCAGACCCAAAGGAGUCAUGAUUGUCCACAGUAAUCUGAUCGCAGGAAUGACAGGACAGUGUGAGCGCAUCCCUGGUCUCGGGCCUGAUGAUACUUACAUAGCCUACCUGCCGCUGGCUCAUGUUCUGGAAAUGACAGCUGAAAUCUCCUGUGUCACAUAUGGCUGUCGGAUCGGCUACUCAUCCCCGCAGACACUGUCAGACCAGUCCACCAAGAUAAAGAAAGGAAGUAAAGGAGACAGCUCAGUACUCAGACCCACACUGAUGGCAGCUGUGCCAGAAAUUAUGGAUCGCAUCAACAAGAACGUGAUGAGCAAAGUGCAGGAAAUGAGUUUCAUUCAGAAGACUCUGUUUACUCUGGGCUACAAGUAUAAACUAGAGCAGAUCAAGCGGGGCUAUGACGCACCACUCUGCAAUGCUCUCUUAUUCCGGAAAGUCAAGAAACUUCUGGGAGGAAGAGUGAGGAUGAUGUUGUCAGGAGGAGCCCCACUGUCCUCAGCCACUCAAAGAUUUAUGAAUGUAUGUUUCUGUUGUCCAGUGGGCCAGGGCUAUGGUCUCACAGAAACCUGUGGAGCAGGCACCAUCACAGAGGUUGUGGACAUCAGCACUGGUCGCGUUGGAGCUCCUCUCAUAUGCUGUGAGGUCAUUCUCAGGGACUGGGCUGAAGGUGGAUACACCAGCAAAGACGAGCCGAACCCAAGAGGGGAGAUCCUGAUCGGUGGUCCCAAUGUAACCAUGGGUUACUACAGGAAUGAAAGCAAAGAUCAGGACUUUUUUGUGGAUGAAAAAGGGCAGAGAUGGUUCUGCACUGGUGAUGUAGGAGAGAUUUACCCAGAUGGCUGUCUACAAAUAGUGGACCGCAAGAAAGACUUGGUCAAACUGCAGGCCGGGGAGUAUGUGUCUCUUGGUAAAGUCGAAUCUGCGCUGAAAAGCUGCCCUCUCAUAGACAACAUUUGUGCAUACGCAAACAGUGACCAGAACUAUGUGAUCAGCUUUGUGGUUCCCAACCAGAAAAAGUUGACAGAAAUGGCCAAACAGAGAGGCAUUGUGGGAACAUGGGAGGAGAUCUGCACUCACCCCGACAUGGAAAGAGAAGUUCUGAAGGAGAUCAAAGUUGUUGCUGCUAACAUUAAACUCCAGCGAUUUGAGAUUCCAGUGAAGGUACAUCUGAGUCCAGAGCCGUGGACCCCAGAGACCGGACUUGUGACAGAUGCGUUCAAGUUGAAGAGGAAAGAGCUGAAGAACCACUAUCUCCACCACAUAGAGAGAAUGUACGGGGGCAAAUAACUUUGACAAUUUCACCCAAGAGUCCCAGUUAUUAUCAUAGCCACUGUUCUGAUGUGUAGAUAAUUUUUCCUGGUACCUACUUUGGUUUUUCAUGCUAUUUGUGUACCACAGACAUCCAAAUGGAAACGUUGUGAACAGAGAAGCUGAAGCUGUAGAUAGUUGUACCUGUUUAUCCAUAUGUGCUGCUUUUUAUUUGUGUGUGUUGAAGUUUUGAUUGUCAAAGAGAUGCACCUAUGUGGCAGCUCUUACUCCAUGAGAAGGGUUUGAGACCAUUAUAGCACUCAACUGCCAUCCACUCAAAUCUGCUGGCACUCUGUAGCUGAUAGAGUACCACUGUCCUCCAUAUAUUGCCAACGCUUUGUUGUUACUUCCAUUGAAAAUAUUAACUGUAAUCAUCGCAGUCGCUUUUAAAGUUGUUUUGUUAAGUUGGAGUACUGAUGUUACUGUGCCUUCAGUCUGCAGUACUUGUGUAGUCAAGCAGAAGUAAGUGGCAUCUAUAUAAAAACAAAUAGUUUGUGUUUAUUACAAAAAUGGCUAAACUGCCAUGUUAAUGUUUACUUGAGGCUUUAGGAAAAAUAUCCCAACGCAGAGAUAAACCAACAUGGAUCAUAGAGAAAGUUACUCAUGAUCAUGUCUGCUUAUCCUUUUUUUUUUUGACCAAUGUUUUAUUUAUUCAGUUGUUAUUGUGUCAGUUUAUUGAGAAAGUAAGACCAAAAUGUGUAAACAUAAAUGACUCAGGAAGAUAAGCAAAUGUUUUAAUAUAUGAAAUCGUCAAAUAGUGGGUUGCUCGCGUAGAAAGCACUUCCGUCAAAAUUGUGGGCACCUUAUUUAUUUGAGCGCAGGAUUGCUUAACUACUAACUAGUUACUAAAAAUGCUUCUAAGCUAUAGUCAGACCUGGCAUACUGUAAUACUGUACGUAUUUUACCUCAGUUAACAGGUUAAUGUACAAUUUGGUAUCAAAUGGUUAAGUCUGUGCAUUUUAAUAUUAUAGGAGUGUUUUCUAUGUAUUUUUCAAAGUGUUGUGUUGAUGUAUUUGCACCACUAAACCUUUAAGGAAGCAGACAUUGACAGUCACUUUACAGUUGGUUGUUCGGUGAUCCUAUUUGUAUUUAUUACUCCAUCAUUAUGAUCACAUGCCUUGGUCAACAUUUCAAAAAUAAAAAACAUUUUUUCGUAA
Seriola dumerili (greater amberjack) is the source of this 3668-nucleotide messenger RNA. It is a transcript of the gene acsl4a, whose product is annotated as acyl-CoA synthetase long chain family member 4. Gene Ontology annotation, biological process: neuron differentiation; long-chain fatty-acyl-CoA metabolic process; long-chain fatty acid metabolic process. The transcript has 15 exons. The record is from RefSeq and is a predicted model, not a curated record. NCBI's taxonomy places the organism in Eukaryota, Metazoa, Chordata, Actinopteri, Carangiformes, Carangidae. Gene Ontology annotation, cellular component: plasma membrane; endoplasmic reticulum; lipid droplet. Bases 352 to 2490 code for a protein of 712 amino acids. Gene Ontology annotation, molecular function: arachidonate-CoA ligase activity.